Messenger RNA from Xyrauchen texanus (razorback sucker), 2793 nucleotides. RefSeq names its product B-cell receptor CD22-like. Bases 1 to 2793 code for a protein of 930 amino acids. NCBI's taxonomy places the organism in Eukaryota, Metazoa, Chordata, Actinopteri, Cypriniformes, Catostomidae. The record is from RefSeq and is a predicted model, not a curated record. The transcript has 18 exons.
AUGUCCUGCACUUAUAAACACCCUCCUGGAUAUAAGAUCCUGAAAGUGUUCUGGACCAAAACUGAUGUUCAACUUAAUGAUGAGUUUCCAGAUCUGUCUAAAGACCCUGAAUACAGUCAGAGGAUUCAGUAUCUGGGAGAUAAACAGCAGAUCUGCACCAUCAGACUGAAUGAUGUGACACAGAAGGAUUCACACGAGUACUAUUUCAGAUUCACAACUAAUAAACCUGAUGGAAGAUGGACUGGUUAUCCUGGAGUGACUCUUGAUAUCACAGAUCUUCAUGUGGAGUCUCCUGAGAGCGUGACAGAGGGAGAUACAGUCAGUCUGACAUGUAAAAGCACCUGUAAUCUGUCUGACAGAACAACAUUCAUCUGGAGGAAAAACACACAGUCAUUAACUGAGAGAAACAAUAAACUCCUCCUGCAGUCAGUCAGAAGAGAGGAUGCAGGCAGAUAUAGCUGUGCUGUACACGGACACAAUCUCACAUCACCUCAUGUUGAUCUCAAUGUUAAAUUCCAUUAUAGAUCUGGUUGGCAUGUAGUGUUGGGGAUCACAGUGGGUGGAACAAUCAUCGUCAUCAUCUUCAUCAUCCUGUUUAUAAUUAAGAGAGAAAGAAUGAACAGAAGAUCUGCUAUAAAGGAGAAUGAGACUGCUGAUCGCUGUGAUGACACAUACACAACUCUUGAUCUCAAGACCAGAUCUUCUGAUGAUGUGUACAACACAAUCACACCCAACAGGAAGAUGGUGCAUAUGGCUCCUCCUCUUCCUUUGAUAUUUCUGCUCAUGAUUGCAGCAGGUGAUGCUGAUGAUUGGGGUGUGAGUUACAGCUCUUCAAACAUCUGUGCACUAAAGGGGUCAUCAGUGAUAAUGUCCUGCACUUAUAAACACCCUCCUGGAUAUAAGAUCGAGAAAGUGUUCUGGACCAAAUUGUUCAAAAAUUGUGUCGAUCCUCCAGAUCUGUCUAAUGACCCUGAAUACAGUCAGAGGAUUCAGUAUCUGGGAGAUAAACAGCAGAACUGCACCAUCAGACUGAAUGAUGUGACACAGAAGGAUUCACACGAGUACUAUUUCAGAUUCAUUACUGAUAAAACUGACGGAAGAUGGACUGGUUAUCCUGGAGUGACUCUUAAUAUCACAGAUCUUCAUGUGGAGUCUCCUGAGAGCGUGACAGAGGGAGAUACAGUCAGUCUGACAUGUAAAAGCACCUGUAAUCUGACUGACAGAACAACAUUCAUCUGGAGGAAAAACACACAGUCAUUAACUGAGAGAAACAAUAAACUCCUCCUGCAGUCAGUCAGAAGAGAGGAUGCAGGCAGAUAUAGCUGUGCUGUACACGGACACAAACUCACAUCACCUCAUGUUGAUCUCAAUGUUAAAUAUUCUCCAAAGACUGUCUCAGUGUCCAUGAGUGGAUCUGGUGAAAUAGUUUUGGGUGCUUCAGUGAAUCUGACCUGCAGCAGUGAUUCAAACCCACCUGUUCUGAUCUACACCUGGUUUAAGGAGAAUAUAAUUGUAGGAUCUGGAGAAAUCUACAGCAUCACAAGUAUCCGCUCUGAUCACAGUGGAGAAUACAAGUGCAAGUCCAGAAAUGAAGUUGGAGAGAAAUACUCUGCUGCUGUCACUUUAAAUGUCAUGUACUCUCCCAGGAAUGUCUCAGUGUCCAUCAGUGGAUCUGGUGAAAUAGUUUUGGGUGAUUCAGUGAAUCUGACCUGCAGCAGUGAUUCAAACCCACCUGUUCUGAACUACACCUGCUGGUUUAAAGGGUCAACAUAUAUUGGAUCUGGAGAAAUCUACAGCAUCACAAGUAUCUGCUCUGAUCACAGUGGAGAAUACAAGUGCAAGUCCAGAAAUGAAGUUGGAGAGAAAUACUCUGAUACUGUCACUUUAAAUAUCAUGUAUUCUCCCAGGAAUGUCUCAGUGUCCAUGAGUGGAUCUGGUGAAAUAGUUUUGGGUGAUUCAGUGACUCUGACCUGCAGCAGUGAUUCAAACCCACCUGCUAACAUCAGCUGGUUUAAAGGGUCAACAUAUAUUGGAUCUGGAGAAAUCUACAGCAUCACAAGUAUCCGCUCUGAUCACAGUGGAGAAUACAAGUGCAAGUCCAGAAAUGAAGUUGGAGAGAAAUACUCUGAUACUGUCACUUUAAAUGUCAUGUAUUCACCCAGGAAUGUCUCAGUGUCCAUGAGUGGAUCUGGUGAAAUAGUUUUGGGUGAUUCAGUGACUCUGACCUGCAGCAGUGAUUCAAACCCACCUGUUCUGAACUACACCUGGUUUAAGGUGAAUGAAAGUUCAUCUGUUGGAUCGGGACAGAGUUACAGUGCACUACAGAGUGGAUUCUUCUACUGUGUGGCUCAGAAUCAACAUGGAUCUCAGAGAUCAGCUGCUGUAUCAGUGACAGUCCAUUAUAGACCUGGUUGGCAUGUAGUGUUGGGGAUCAUGAUGGGAUGUGGAGGAUUAUUCUUCAUCAUCAUCAUCAUCAUGAAAAAGCGUGCAGGUGUUAAAAAUGAAAACCUCUCAGGAAAUCAGAGAGUUUCAGUCCAUGAUGCUCCUCUUUCUGAAAGUGAAACAUCGGAUCAAAAUGAUGCUCAGUACGACAGUAUUAAACCCAAGAGACUCAGAGGAAAUCUGACCGCUGGAAAAGCUCCUGAAUACACUGCAGAGAUUGAGUAUGCAACUGUCCAACAUCACAAACACAAAGAGAAGAAAAGAACAGAAGAACAUGAAACCCAGAAUGACAGGAGAUCAGAUAUGCAGACUGUUGAAGAGGACUCGGUGAUCUACAGCAGUGUUAAAUGA